GUCAAGUCAAUUGUUUGCUCCAGCUCAGGAGGCGGUGUCUGGGCUUUACUCUUUUAAGGUUGUCGGCCCACCUUUUCUUUUCUUCACCAGUCAUCUGCUAAUCCCAAGCCGGGUAUCCACUUUCAUCAUCAUUUCGCCGCAGUCCAAGGGGGCCGCCAGUACUAAAAGAACAUUAACAACAAGCAAACCGCAUCAGCAAAAAACAAGUUCAGCACUAUGGCCAUCUGGGGAACGUCAUCGCUUCCAAGCAACGAGGAUGUUAUGGACGAUUCCAAUCCUCUGAGCUGCUUCCAGCUCGACAGAACACAGCGUCUUUACGGCUUCGGGAUCUGUUUUAUUGUUGGUUUCCUCAUCUCGAUUCUGUCAACGCUGGCACUCGGUACCGGACAACUCGCGCUUUUUGCAGUCUUUUUUACACUCGGAAACAUUAUCUCGUUGCUUAGCACGACCUUCCUAAUCGGACCCGGCAAGCAGCUCAGGACUAUGUUCGCCCCCGUCCGCAUGGUGGCAUCCAUUGUUUUCUUGUCACUGAUCGUCAUUACUCUCAUCGUCGCAUUUACUCUCAAAUCGGGUCUUCUCUGCUUAAUUCUGUGCGUCAUCCAAUUCUUGGCUCUGUUUUGGUACAGUGCCUCAUACAUCCCCUAUGGCCGUACAGCGAUCAGGAAGGUCGUCGGAAGCUGCAUUGAUGUGUAAAGUUCAGGAUGAAAGCGAAGGAGGGGAAAAAAUCAGCAUCACAUAUAUCUAUGUAUCUAUGUAUCCGGACAUAAUUCGUAGUCCUAAGAUGAAUAAUAAAAAUUAAAUUUUCCCUGUGCUAAUUCAACCAC
Molecule: messenger RNA, 824 nt
Organism: Gamsiella multidivaricata
Lineage: Eukaryota; Fungi; Mortierellomycota; Mortierellomycetes; Mortierellales; Mortierellaceae
Product: vesicle transport protein SFT2A
Exons: 7
Coding region: 217-693 (158 amino acids)
Biological process (GO): vesicle-mediated transport
Cellular component (GO): membrane
Source: RefSeq, a predicted model, not a curated record